AUGUCUUCACCUACAUCAGCACCGAAGACAUCCACACCUAGGAAAAUCAACAACCUGAAGCUCAGAGCUUCAUGCGACUCUUGCGCUGCGUCAAAAGUCAAGUGCAGCAAAGAGCAUCCGAUCUGUGCACGAUGCUCCGUCAUCAACUCGACAUGUAUAUAUGGUGUUUCGAGAAAACACGGAAAACCAGGCCGGACGAGGAAGAGAAACGCAGACGGAACUCCGUUCGUCAAAGCCGCGAAGCAGCGUCUAUCUCCAGGGAGCAGCGAGUUCAGUUUGUUCAGCCUCCAACCGGAACCUACCCUUCAACAGACGGAUCUAGAAAUCGCUUCGAAUUGGGCUUCUGACUGGUCGCCUACACCAAGCUUGUCAGCCACUCCAGGCUUCGAGUUCGAAACUGUACCAGAAUCAUCAUACGCAAGCGACGUUCAUUCAGACACGACUCAUAUCGAUAAUACUGUUCUACCAACACAACCAGCUCGAGCAGGACCAGGAUCGACCAUCGAAUUGAACCGUCUCUUCCGAGACCCGUUCACAGAGGAGCAAACAGCGCAAUCUGACCCCUCUAGUUGGCAAGCUCUUAGAGAAUACAUAGGCGGCAAUGACAUAAACCCCAUGGACUAUUACUCGACCGGCCCAAAGAACGCAGAGCAUCUACGUUCCGUCUCUUCCGUCUCCAUACCAUAUAGCCCGAUCAGUCAAGCUACAGGGAUGAAUGAUGCAAUGGCACCAUAUUUCAACUCCUCGAUGGACAACUUUCAUUGCUGCUAUACAUCGGCCUACUCAAUCCUUGAUACUUUAAGGCACGUCAGCCAUACACAUCCGGCAUUUACCAAGGGUCCGUUCGAGGCUGUUCUCCUGACUUCUCAAUCAGCCAUAAGGAAUGUUUUGCAGCUUCUUAAUUGUCCUUGCUCGUCAGAUCCACACCUCGCUAUGCUAUACUCAAGCAUAACAUCCAAGAUUCUGACCUGGUACCAGACUGCCGCUGGUGUACACCCUCCUGUCCAAUCCAGUACCUUGGUAUCAGCAUCGUUUUGUUGGAGCAACAACCAGUCAUUACGCUCUUCGCAGCCUGCUUUUCCAACUCCAUCUGUGCCGAGCAUCAUUAAGGGUGAGAGCUUCGAUCCGUACGUGCAGCAAUCUCAGCAUCAACACUACGACUUUGAAGACCUUGAGCAGCAGAACUAUAGAAGACAGGUGAUAUUGCUUGAGCUACAAGGUUGUGAACAACUCGUCAGGGCACUAGCUAAUUGGGGAGGGAAUAGCGCGGCAUGCGAGCAAGCAGAGCAUUUGUAUAACAUACUAGGCAGGUGGUUGAAGAUCGAGCUACACAAAACAGUUAAAGGCAUCGAGAGCAGGAACUCUGAGUCGGUCUGA
This is a messenger RNA of Alternaria arborescens, 1377 nucleotides long. RefSeq lists its product as hypothetical. The record is from RefSeq and is a predicted model, not a curated record. Bases 1 to 1377 code for a protein of 458 amino acids. Gene Ontology annotation, biological process: regulation of DNA-templated transcription; aflatoxin biosynthetic process. Gene Ontology annotation, cellular component: nucleus. Lineage: Eukaryota; Fungi; Ascomycota; Dothideomycetes; Pleosporales; Pleosporaceae. The transcript has a single exon. Gene Ontology annotation, molecular function: DNA binding; DNA-binding transcription factor activity, RNA polymerase II-specific; zinc ion binding.